Messenger RNA from Onthophagus taurus, 931 nucleotides. Its product is annotated as very long chain fatty acid elongase AAEL008004-like. Gene Ontology annotation, molecular function: fatty acid elongase activity. NCBI's taxonomy places the organism in Eukaryota, Metazoa, Arthropoda, Insecta, Coleoptera, Scarabaeidae. Gene Ontology annotation, cellular component: endoplasmic reticulum membrane. The record is from RefSeq and is a predicted model, not a curated record. Gene Ontology annotation, biological process: fatty acid elongation, saturated fatty acid; fatty acid elongation, monounsaturated fatty acid; very long-chain fatty acid biosynthetic process.
CAUACUAUACUGUUCCAUUCACAGCUUUAAGAAAGAAAAUCAAAAAUGUUUCUUGAACUAUACAACAAAUAUAAUUAUGAACUGGCAGAUCCGAGGACUAACGAUUUUUUGCUUAUGACGUCACCAUUUAAAGUGCUUGCAAUACUAUCACUUUAUCUAUGGUUUUGCUUAAAGGCCGGUCCUCAUUUUAUGAAGGAUAGAAAACCAUUUCAAUUAAGACAAACAUUAGUAGUUUACAAUUUAAUUCAAAUUAUUUUAAGUGCAUUCUUUUUUAAAGAGACUCUCAUGAUGUUCUUAUACGAGUACGACCUAAGAUGCAUUCCUUUAGAUUAUUCAGUAAAUCCAAAGACGACAUAUUUAUGCUUUCUAGGUCAUAUAUGUUUUUUAUCAAAAAUAUCUGAACUUCUAGAUACUGUCUUCUUUGUGCUACGGAAAAAAUAUUCACAAAUUACAACAUUACAUUUAUAUCAUCACACUAUUAUGGUUGCUAUUGGUUGGGUUGUACUUAAAUACAUGGCAGGCGGUCAGGCAGCAUUUAUUCUAUUAAUUAACUCAUUUGUACACAUAGUAAUGUACACAUAUUAUUUAUUAGCUGGAUUAGGACCCAAGUUUAAAAAGUAUUUAACAUGGAAGAAGCAAAUUACGCAAUUACAAUUGGUUCAAUUUGUAAUAAUAUUGAUAUACAAUCUACAAGCUUUACCCAGGGAAUGUGAUUAUCCAAAAAUGAUGCAUGUAUUUCAAAUUGUGGAAAGUUUAAUUUUUAUAUACAUGUUUUCAUCGUUCUAUGUCAAGGCUUAUAACACAAAAAAGCCGAUAGAUUCAAUCAACGCAUCAAGUAAGAAAGUUUGUGAAGUCAAGAGUAGUUAAUAUAGUAUAAUUUCCAUUAACGUUGUAUGGACUUCAAAUGUUAUGGAAUAAAAAAUUGAUGUAA